Diaporthe amygdali is the source of this 1812-nucleotide messenger RNA. RefSeq lists its product as uncharacterized. Gene Ontology annotation, biological process: regulation of DNA-templated transcription. Lineage: Eukaryota; Fungi; Ascomycota; Sordariomycetes; Diaporthales; Diaporthaceae. The record is from RefSeq and is a predicted model, not a curated record. The transcript has a single exon. Gene Ontology annotation, molecular function: zinc ion binding; DNA-binding transcription factor activity, RNA polymerase II-specific. The coding region runs from base 1 to 1812 and encodes 603 amino acids.
AUGAGUGAUCGAACGCCUAAGGUGCAAGCUUGCGAUGGUUGUCGAACGCGGAAAGUCAGGUGCAAUGGUCGACAACCAUGCCCUCAGUGCGAACACUUCAACCUGCGAUGCACCUUCUCGCCAAAGAAAGAGCGCACAUACGGUCGACGUGGUCGUCUGGUUGCCCAGCUAAGGAGUGGAGGCAGCGAUCAUCAAAAGAAGCCCACUUCAGCUUCGUCGUUCCUUCCACUUCGCCCUCGCGACACGGACAGUCGUGAAGGAACCUCGCAGGUCGCUUCAUCAUCAAAUGCCUCUCCGCGGGAGCCACGUGCAAGUGCUGGCAGAGAAAGUCCCGGAGCCCAAUCAUCUACCGCAAGCCAAGAGCCACUCUCUGCAAGGCUGAUCGAAGAUAGCCGGGCUCUUAUCACGCCUCAUGCCAACUAUACUGCCGACUACUUCCUAGCCCUCAUCCCAGACUUCGAGAACUACACCUAUCCAGUAAAUCCCAUCAUCACAUCAGAGCAGAUCCGCCUUUCCAUCGAUCUAGCGUCAACAAAUGCUACGCACGCAGCCCUGGUUUACAGCUUUGCAGCCGUCACCAUUAACUUGACCAUGACCCAGCAGCAACACACACAUAAGCUAAGCAUUGACUUCAUCAACAGUAACGAGUUUGGCAUGCCUACCACAACUUCCGAGCGCAUCCAUGAUCUUAUGAAUCACUCUCUCCGCGCCAGACAACGAGCGAUGCCGGUUGAUGCUUUCUCGGACGAUUUGCUCUCGGAUAAGCUGAUCGAGAUCCGGAUUGCGACCUGCAUCUUUCUUGAGAUUUGCUGGAUGGCCUUUAAAAAGCAUGAGCAAGCAUUUUUAAUUCUCCGAGAGGCGAUUGCAAUGAUCCAGUUGCUCCAUAUAGACAGAGGUCCGGGCAAACUGACAGAACCUGAAUAUGCUCGACGCCGGAGGAUAUACUGGGAAGCAUACAUCCACGAGCGAUUCCUAACCAUAACAAACUGUUUUCCUUCCAUCUUGUCUCCCUUGAGGGAUAGACCAAUGAUGGCAGAUCCAUCCAUACCAACCAAUAUUGAUUCGGGAUUCAAACGAAUAAUCAAUCUGUUCCUCAUCCUCGAUGCCGACUUGCUCGCCAAUUGGAUGGCUCAGAAUGACAACACCGCUGACCCGUUGAACUAUAUCCGCCUGGAACAUGACGGCAUCACAGUCGAGUGGAUCGAGCAGAAACAGCAACAACUAGACGACGAAGAGGCUGAGGUUGAAGAAGAGCAGCAACGCUUGCAAGGGACUCCCGCAGCGCUGACAGAACUGCAGCUGGCUGAUCUAUUCAUCACCCGCGCUUGGAUGAGGACUAUCGUCUGGCAGCUCGCGAUGUCGGACUUUUUGUUGUCCAGCGGGCCAAUAGGCUCGGAAAGGCAUGAGGCGUUGUCACUAUUCUUUCCCGCCCAACGUUUAUCCGCACAGUUACGCAAGUUAGCGCAGUUCCAGCUGGAGACGAGCAUUGGGAUGCAUGGGAGUGGAAUUUUGCAGAAAAUCUUUGAGAUCGCCAACACCAUCGCUGAUGUCAUGGCCUUAUUUCCAGUAGCUCCAGCAGACACUGGAGGUGGUGAGGAAUCGGGCAACUUCAGAAAUGACCGUCAGAAAAGCCUGAGGAUUGAUCAGACCCAGGCUCGUCAGUGCAUGUCAGACCUUUUGCUUUUGGUAAAAGUUCUACUGUCCUUCGAAAGGAUAGACAAGACACAAAGGGAUAUUAUCUUGUCCAAAGUGGAGACACUGAAGACCAUCUUUCCAGGAACGGACUUUGAGAAUCCGCCGCCUGCUUGCUAA